AUGGGCUGGCUUACCUUGUUAUUCUUUAAUAAGGUGUAUCAAAUACACUUUGCAUUGGCCAUCUACAAGGCAUAUAAGCGGGUGGCUCGUCUGUUCACUCACACAACCGAGAUGUACCGCAUUUGUCAUUCGGCUACAAUAUUGAUCGGCUGGACAUCCGACGACAUGACCAAUGAAGAUAACAGUGAACAGCUACCACUACUAGAAGAUGAAAAAUACAAUUCGAUAAUCAACUUGCCUCCAAUGACCAUUUGUCGUAUAGAGAAAUCGUUGAUGUAUUCCAAAAUUCUCCUGAAAGAGCAAAUGGAAUUAACAUUAGAAUCAUGUAAUGUUGAUGAAGUUGUGGAUGGAAUCCGCACAAAAAAAGGAUUUCCAGUUGGACAGAGUCCAGAGCUACAAAUCUUAAAAGCAUGUGUGAGUCAGAUUGCAGAGUAUUUUGCGCUGGUACGACAGAUCAAGGCCAAGACUUCCACCGUUUAUAGCAUAGAGAAUCCAGCGCAUGAAGAGCAAUUACUCACGCUGUGGAGCGCAUUGAUGCCCAAUGUUAAAUUAGAGUCACGACACACACGCCAGUGGAUAGAGAUUGGGUUUCAGGGUUCAGAUCCAGCCACAGACUUUAGAGGAAUGGGUAUCCAAGGACUAGAUGAUCUAGUGUAUUACAGCUCCCGGCAUUCAGAAUCUGCAUUAACAGCCUUGAAACACUCAAUGGAUGGUGAAUCAUGGUAUCCAUUCGCGAUUGUUGGUAUCAAUAUUACCCAAUACGCUGUCCGAACUCUUGAAUCACGCCGUCUUCAGUCUUAUCUUUAUCGUCAUGGAAGUACUAUAAAGUCUUAUCAGGAAUUCUACAGUUAUUUAUUCCAUACUUUUGAUGCUUUCUGGAUUAACCAUCAACCUCCCUUGACUGUCAUGGACUUUGAAAUGGCAUUUGGGGAGUUCAAGGCUAUCACAGAUGCUGCCUUGGAGGCAGUUGUACCACUAGAUCCAGAUCACCUAGAGUCGUCUUUGCAAAUCUCCCCCAGUACUCUCAUUCAACGAAAGAAAGAUCCCCGAGUUUUGUCUCAUAUUCAAGAAUAG
Molecule: messenger RNA, 1074 nt
Organism: Phycomyces blakesleeanus NRRL 1555(-)
Lineage: Eukaryota; Fungi; Mucoromycota; Mucoromycetes; Mucorales; Phycomycetaceae
Exons: 7
Coding region: 1-1074 (357 amino acids)
Molecular function (GO): GTPase activator activity
Source: RefSeq, a predicted model, not a curated record